This is a messenger RNA of Babesia microti strain RI, 405 nucleotides long. RefSeq lists its product as hypothetical. Bases 1 to 405 code for a protein of 134 amino acids. The record is from RefSeq and is a predicted model, not a curated record. Lineage: Eukaryota; Apicomplexa; Aconoidasida; Piroplasmida; Babesiidae. The transcript has a single exon.
AUGAGUAGCGUCAUACACUACAUAGAAACCCAAAUAUAUCGCAUUCCGAGCACACCUUUUCCAGUUUUCUCUAAUCAUUUAUUUUGCAACAAAUUUACUCACCAAUUAUUGACUAAAGAACCUCAAAAUACACACAUUUUUCUUACUACAGGCAUAGGUUAUAGGAAUAUUUUAUUCCUUGGACACACUGAUCACUCGGAAACAGAUGGUUCUGAUAGUUCGGAACGAAUAGUUGAACUCAGGGGCAGGAUUAGAAGACAAAAGUACAGGAAUAUAAUAAAAAAACUCAACAUUAGGCGUUACGCCGAGGAGGCGUACAAUAAUCGCAGGGAACUCAUACGCCGUGCCUAUAGCUUGCACGGCUUGGACUUUGACAAAUUGCUAUCCAUAAAGCAUUCACAAUAG